Messenger RNA from Drosophila serrata, 1583 nucleotides. RefSeq lists its product as uncharacterized. Lineage: Eukaryota; Metazoa; Arthropoda; Insecta; Diptera; Drosophilidae. The record is from RefSeq and is a predicted model, not a curated record.
GCAUAAAGAUGUCUUCCGGAGAGUGGGACCUGCGGGCGCUAAAGGCGCUCGAGGAAGAAGAGCAGCGCGAGUUCCUGGCACUCAGCCAGAAGAAUCUCUUCGACCCACUGCCCAAUCCCACCUCCGAGACGGCGGCAAGUGGAAAACCAACGCUCACCUACGCCCAGCUUCAUCCGCAUCUGCUAAAGCUACCAACGAUCGACGAAUGCCAACUGAUGGCCGUCAAGCAGCAGAGGUCAGCCGGCUUGCGAUUCAGUCGCGCCCUGUCCCUCUCCGCCCACUCACUUUCCUCGCGAACGGGAAGCGCCAAUGCUGGCGGAAGUGGACUUGGCUUUGGCCGGAAGCUGAAGGCCCGCUUGGUCGGAGCCAAGUCUAGUGGUUCCCUGUCACCCGGACGUCACUCGCACAGUUACAGUGUGUCCCCGGUAUACACGCCGCCGCCCAUGAGGCGCUGUGCCACAUUGCAUCACACGCAGCCGGUGCGCAAGGCCUUCAAAAAUCUCCAGCAGCUCCAGGAGCGUAAGCGGCAGGCGGCGGGCAAUCAUCUGCAAAGGAUCGCAGGCACUGGAAAGACCUACUGGAAGUACGGAGCAAACUCCACGGCUGCCUCAAUAGUGGGACAACGUGCCCGUCAAAAGCAACAGCUCGAACUGGAGUCCAACGGUUCGGACGAGGUCAACUCAGAGCCGCAGGAAGUCUCAGAGGCGGAGACUGGCUCCUGCAGUGUGCCACUGCCCUCGAAGGACACCAAUGAAAUCCUUCGCCUGAUGCUCAGUGCGGCCAGCUCGGCGGUAACUGUGACGCCCACGGCUGCGGCAGUUGGCAACGGAGCAACUGGUGGCGCUCUGUCCAUGCGGCGUUACCAGAACGUCAGCGAUGUCGAGGAGGAUGAAACUGUUGCGUACGAAGCUUUCCACCAGCAUCAUCAGCAGCAGCAGCAGUUAGACGCCAAAAGCUUCGAGCGGAGUGCUGCUCUCUUGCGAGUUGGCAGCUUAACAGCGCAAGAGAGCGAUAACAGUCCCCAAAACAGUCCCGGCCGCGAGAUGCAAUCCACAACGACCGGUAACAGGCGGAUGUUCAAGUCCUCCUCCUUGGACUGGCCCGGGGAAGCACAGCAGCAGCAGCAAACCCAACAUCAGCAGCAGCAACAUCAAAGCCUGCAGCAUCAACAUACCGCAAAUCAGCUCGAGUUGGUCGAGCCGCAGACAAAAGAGGCUCGUUACCGGCAGCGGGAACACUGGGACCUGGAGCACGUCCAUUUCCACCAGGACGGACUUGUACACUUGCCCACCGGCUCUACGGUUAUUGACGACGAACUGGAGCAGCAUAUCAAGCACUGUUCGUGCUCCUGCAAUCAUAUGGGCUACGGCAACUCAAUGGACUAUCAGGUAUGUUAAUAGAGCAAACUCUUCUCAACAAGUGGAUCUCCUUCUGGUCCGACAAGGAGCAAACAAUGACCAAAGACCGAAGAGCAAACUAACCUAAUGAAUUUAUGUACGAGGUACGAGGUGCAAGGUGCAAAACGCACAGGGCCGGGCAAAGGCUCUCUGUCUAACUGAAAGUACUUAAGCCCAUAAAAUAUU